AUGGAGAUGCCAGCACCUGAACAUGAUGAUACUUUUGACUUCCUGUUUAAGUUAAUCCUUAUUGGAGACUCAAACGUGGGGAAGACCUGCGUGAUUCAGAAUUUCAAGUCUGGGAUUUUCUCAGAGAAACAGCAGAACACCAUCGGAGUAGAUUUCACUGUACGGACACUGAACAUUGAGGGGAAGAAGGUGAAGAUGCAAGUAUGGGACACAGCAGGUCAGGAAAGAUUUCGUACGAUCACCCAGAGCUACUACCGCAGCGCUCACGGCGCGGUGAUUGCCUAUGACAUCACACGGCGUUCAACUUUUGACUCAGUGAAGCACUGGAUAAAAGAGGUGGAGCUAUAUGGUGCAGCCAAUGUGGUUCUCGUCCUCAUAGGUAAUAAAUGUGACCUGGAGCAGGAACGAGAGGUUCAGUUUCAAGAAGCCUGCAAUCUGGCAAAACAAAAAGGCAUUUUGGCUGCUCUAGAAACAUCUGCAAAGGAUAGUCAGAAUGUGGACGAAGCCUUCAUGCUGAUGGCCAGAGAGCUGCUGUCUCGUAACGGCCUUAACGUGCAGCCCGAAGACUUCGAGAGCAAGGACACGCCUCGAGUUCUGCUGCGAGCCAACUCUCGGCCAAUCAACGGCACCAUAAGUGCCAACACACACACACCAGAAAAAAAAUCGUGUUGCUGA
Messenger RNA from Pelmatolapia mariae (spotted tilapia), 675 nucleotides. RefSeq names its product ras-related protein Rab-19-like. Gene Ontology annotation, cellular component: Golgi cisterna; trans-Golgi network. Gene Ontology annotation, biological process: vesicle-mediated transport. The transcript is spliced from 4 exons. The record is from RefSeq and is a predicted model, not a curated record. NCBI's taxonomy places the organism in Eukaryota, Metazoa, Chordata, Actinopteri, Cichliformes, Cichlidae. Gene Ontology annotation, molecular function: GTP binding; GTPase activity. The coding region runs from base 1 to 675 and encodes 224 amino acids.